This is a messenger RNA of Prorocentrum cordatum, 537 nucleotides long. NCBI's taxonomy places the organism in Eukaryota, Dinophyceae, Prorocentrales, Prorocentraceae. The record is from the annotation of a GenBank genome assembly.
AUGAAUGCCUCUGACGUGUUCGGCCCUGGAGGCACUGCUGGCAGUGCGGCCGACUCGGCCGAGUUCGACUAUCAGGAGGUGGGUGCUGCCGGCGCUGAAGUGGAUACGACCUGCUCGGUGUCGGAGGCGGCGCCACAGGCCAGCACUUCGGUUCUGGCGUACCUGCACGCUCACCCUGCGGCGCUCCUCUCGGGAGGCGGCGGGGCCCUCGCGGCUCCUGUGGCUGGCGGUACUGGUCCUGGCGCUGGUUUCGAGGGCAGCCGCGUCCGCAGGAGGCGAGGUGCAAGCUUGGGGCGGCGCGCCCGUCGCGUCCGCUUCGACCUGCGUCCAGUCGUCAUCGGCACGGCCUUCGUGGAGGAGUCGGAGGAGGCCCCCCCGCGCGGAGGCGGAGCUGGCGGCGUGGACGAGCCCGUUCGCGGUCUCUGGGCCUUUUUGGACGACCUCUCGUUAGCAUCGUUCGCCUGUGUUGCUCACGGGCCCUCGCUUUCGCUUGAGAGGCUCCUCGUCCUUGCCGAGGCCCAGGGGCAGGACGGUUAG